UGUCGUAUAUAAUGUCUUUGUGUAUAAGCCGUAGAGAACAUCGCGCCAUCGGCGCAAUCAAAACGGGUUUCCCAAGAUAGCCAACUGCAGAGUCUGUGGCAGCUGCGGCGUCGCGCGUCGGCGUCGGCGGGAUCUCAGUGAGAAUUUGCUCUGGCCUUGUGGCGCGAUUUCCGAGAAGCCGACGGCUCGACAGGACGUCUCAGAGGUGAAACCGAGUGAUAUAUCCGGAGAGCCCUCGCUUGCCACAUGGCCGCGGCGCCGGCGCGCAUGGAGCGCACGCGCUCUGAGGCGUCCGUCGGCUCGCCCCACUCCACCAGAUCCCCCCGCAAGGAGGAGGCGACCGACAACACAAAGGAUGUCGUCCCCUUCGACCGGCCCGACGCGGCGGCCGCGCGCUGGUAUCAACGAAGGCUCCCCCGGUUAGUGAUCGCGCCCGUCGCCGGCCGCGCGCGCCAGCAGCGGUUGAGGGUAGGGCGGUUGUCGCUGGACGUCCUCGCGGCGUCUAGACUACCGGUCGCCGACUUGGGCGGCACGACGCGGCUGGGGCCCGUGCUACGUGGCGUCGUGCAUGUUCGGCGCGUUCGAUAUCGCGCUCGCCAUGUCCGGCGCCGUGACGCUCGCGAUGAUCGGCAACCCGGACGAGUACGAACGCAUCGCGGGCCCGAUCUUCCAGAGCUACAAGUUCCAACUACGCAUCUUCUGCACAUCGUGCACCGUAUUAAUGGAGCUGGCGUGGCGCGGGCGGUACGACCUGUACAUCAACUUCAUGGACAACUCCAUCGAGCGCCUCACGACGGGCUGGCUCCGUCUCAGCGCCGCCGAUCUCGCUACUGUGAGGGACAUGCAGGGCACAGACACUGUCCUCGGCCUCUCGCUUGUUAGCUUUAACGCUAUUUAUGGAAAGCCUGCUUACAUUUUAGCCGCGCUCGCGAGGGCCAUGUCCCUGAACGGCGGGAUCAUCCCGAACCCGCUUAGCCCGCGGCGGCCGACGGGCGCGCGGCAAGCUCACGAACUGGGUAUGCGCGCGAUGUUGCGACAGCUUUCGAGGAACGGCGGCGCCCAUAGGAUUGAUGAGGAUGAUUGGUGGCGGAUUAUCAUCUGGUUAAGCCUCUUCGGUGGCCUCACGGCCGCUUUCUGCAUCGUCGGGCCGAUGCUCGCUCCGGACGACCCCUACACCAAGAUGGUGGACCGGGCGCGCUUGGAUGACGGCUUGCUGACGUUCGACGACCUGGAGGCGCGCCGAACGUUAACCUACGCCGUGCCCUACCGUCGCGAGGCGCGGAUCGGCGGCGCGCGCGGCUACGGUCGGCCCGGCGGCAUGCCGCGGACCGUCGCCCAGAUGAACGCCGCGGCCAUUCCCCUCGAGACGCUCGGCGGGAACAUCCCGCAGCUGGCGCACCCCGCCGACCCCCCGCGCGACGCCCACAUUGGUCCGCCGGAGCUCGGGGGCGUUGGCGUCGUCCGACGCCAGGAGAUUCGCGACGAGGCAGGCGUGGACCAGCCUCAAAACCCGGCGCAGCGCUAG
Molecule: messenger RNA, 1525 nt
Organism: Pelagomonas calceolata
Lineage: Eukaryota; Pelagophyceae; Pelagomonadales; Pelagomonadaceae
Source: the annotation of a GenBank genome assembly